CAACAAACCAACGGACGUCCUUCAGUCAGUGCUGUUGUGAUGACCAAGUUGAUUGGGUUUUCUUUGGCAAUGUUCAUCUUACCAAUCAUGACUUUUUACACAACAGUUGAUAGAAUAUUUGGUGGUAAUACGACUUAUGCGGCUGGAUCGGCAGCGGUGGUGGCGAAUGUGGUGUUGAUUGGAUAUAUUAUUGUUGCAUUUAUGGAAGACCCAGACAAGGAUAAGAAAGAG
This is a messenger RNA of Phycomyces blakesleeanus NRRL 1555(-), 231 nucleotides long. RefSeq lists its product as hypothetical. The transcript has 2 exons. Gene Ontology annotation, cellular component: endoplasmic reticulum membrane. Lineage: Eukaryota; Fungi; Mucoromycota; Mucoromycetes; Mucorales; Phycomycetaceae. The annotation marks the transcript as partial. The record is from RefSeq and is a predicted model, not a curated record. Gene Ontology annotation, biological process: vacuolar proton-transporting V-type ATPase complex assembly.